UUUCUAUGGCAAAUCUCAUUCUAUGGCAAUGCACCGCGUCUAAAGGGUUAAUAGCUAUGAGCCACAGGUCCCGGACGUUGUUAGAGGCCAGGCCUGACCCGCGUUAUAGAACGGGAGAGGACUCAGGACAUGCCGAUAUUUGAAAGCUCAAACAAAAAUUGCUGAUCCAAACAACCGAUUAUUUAUAAAUGAAAAUCAUGGAAAUUGUCAGGGGCGCCUAAACUUUUGCAUAUGACUGUAUCCCCCAAUUCUUCAAUAGAAAGCCUCAUGUCACAUUGAUGAAAGAAUCUCUUGACUUGUAAUGAGAAAGAAUAGGUGCAGGUGAAGAUGAUGACGUAUUGCCCUUUAAGGAGUGCCGCCUGUUUUGUAGAACAUUUCUCAUAAUAAUUGGAGACUUGGAAUCAUAUACUGGAAACUUCUCACAGCUGAAGAUUUGUUAUAACUGCACCAGUUUACGUAACGCAAAGAAAAAUCCCUCCAAGAGCAGCAGAAGAUUCCAGAACGUCUCCAAGGCCAAGUCUAGAAAAAACCAUCAGGAUGUCGUCCCAAAACUGGAUGUUAAAUAACAAGAAGAAGAUCCUGCUCUUCUGCCUGUGCAGCGGUCUACUCCUGAGCUGGUUUACAUUAAAGUCCACCAGAUUGUUUCUAAGUCUACCCUGUAAGUUACAAAGUAACAGCCCAGAAAGAAGAUCUCCUUUAAAAUUUUUCCAAGAUGUUAAACUUACAAGAAUGCUGUAUGACAAGCCCAACACCUUCAAACCACAGAGAACAGACGUGCUAACGGAAACACCUUGGCUGGCGCCAAUUGUCUGGAAUGGGAUCUUCAACAGAGACAUACUCAAUGCUCAAUUUCAUCAGAUCGAUGUCCGUGUUGGUCUUACGGUAUUCGCCAUAAAAAAAUACGUCAGGUUCCUUAAUAAAUUCAUCGAGUCGGCUGAGAAGUUCUUCAUGGUUGGACACAAGGUCAAUUAUUAUGUGUUCACAGAUCGGGCCAAUGAGAUUUCCAAUUUCACCCUCGCCGAAGGUAGACAACUGGUCAUCUUGGAGGUUCCGGCCUAUGAAAGGUGGCAGGAUGUCUCCAUGAGACGUAUGGAGAUGAUCCGAGACUUCUCCAUUAAGCGCUUUGUCAAUGAGGUGGAUUACUUGGCGUGUGUAGAUGUGGACAUGGUGUUCUUGGAUUACGUUGGGGUAGAAAUCUUAAGCAAAGUUUUUGGAGCUUUACAUCCUGGAUUCUUCAAUAAAACCCGAAGAGAAUUCACCUACGAGCGCAGGCCACAGUCCAGCGCCUACAUACCAUUUGAAGCUGGAGAUUUUUACUAUGCAGGUGGAUAUUUUGGAGGCGUAAUAGAAGAGGUCGUCAGGUUGACCAACUACUGUCACCAGGCAAUGAUGGCAGACAAGCAGAAAAAUAUGGAGGCGCUCUGGCAUGACGAGAGUUAUUUAAAUAAGUAUUUUCUCUUACAUAAACCGACCAAACUCCUGUCACCGGAAUAUAUAUGGAACAAUUAUUACGGAUCUCCGGCUGCUGUACAGACCAAAAGGUUCCUUGGUGUAGACAAAAAUUACAAAGAGAAACUACUACAAAACAAGAAAUAAAAGACCUGUCUUCCUGCCCUAUCUUUCAGAGGGCUGAAACCAGUCUGAUCCAGCUCUAGAAUGCUCCCUGCUAAGUCACAUGAGGGAAAAAGAUUUUAGGCCUAGUCAGUAUCCUGUUCAAGUUAAAGCCGGCUACAGGCAAGAAACCAAGCCCUGGUUAUGCAAGAAAAUGUAAUUCCUGAUGCUGAAAAUUCUAAACUAAGUCGGAUCUGAUUUGGUUGUGAUGAUCAUGGCGCCAUGCUGCCUUUAGGAGGUUUCCACCCUAGAUUGUCUUCAGUCCACACUGAGAGAACAAUAUUGUUCAAAAUCCUUUUUCUGCUCUGAGAGGGUGAAAUGUCUAGUCAGAAGAAGUAAACAGCUGAGCAAGGACUCCUCUACAUACACUUAACUGUUUGUGGUCUUCCAGUUGUAGUUAGCUCUGCAUGGCUAUCAUGUCAUUUGGCAUACGCCCUGACAUAGGGAACCAUGCUGCACUUAACUGUGAGUGAAGACUUUUCAAAGUAUCUACAUCACAGUAACCAACCUAGUAGUAGUACGUUUACGAUAAAGAAGGACCUAUUCGGACUGUGCAUCUUCAAUAGCAACACAAAAAUUGCUAAAAGUACUGUAUAUUUAAAGACUCUAAGUCAGUGUCCCUGCUUAGAACUGUAACCAAUUUCCAACAUCUAAACUGAGGUACUGUGACCUACUGCCCUGUGCUCUGAAGAGAACAUACUGUUUGGAUUCUGCAAUGAGGGUUUCAGUAAAGUUUUACU
Molecule: messenger RNA, 2351 nt
Organism: Hyla sarda
Lineage: Eukaryota; Metazoa; Chordata; Amphibia; Anura; Hylidae
Product: histo-blood group ABO system transferase-like
Exons: 9
Coding region: 538-1596 (352 amino acids)
Biological process (GO): carbohydrate metabolic process
Cellular component (GO): Golgi apparatus; membrane; vesicle
Molecular function (GO): hexosyltransferase activity
Source: RefSeq, a predicted model, not a curated record